AUGUCCAUCACUUACUUCGAUACAAUUGAAAGAAACUACUCGGAAGUAAGCAUAACUGACGAAGGCAUUGAUACUAAGACAUUUUUGGAAGCUACAGAAGGGUUGGUCAAAUUAUUUGAUCUACUUGAAUCUAAGGCUUUCAUUGUCGUUAAAAAUGAUAUGAAUGGUAAUAUUAAGAAAAUUAGAGAACGUUAUUUGAUUGAUACUAUUAAAAAUAGUACACUUGAAAGCUUGGUUAUUAAUGAAAAAGGAGAAAAGAAGCGCAAAGCUACCGAAGGACUACUGUGGUUAAAAAGAGGUUUAGAAUUUACUUCUACUGCUUUACGUCGUUCAAAGAAUAAUAAAGAUGAAGAAUUGUCAGCUUCUUUUAGGAUUGCGUACGAAGGAACUUUGAGACUAUUCCAUGGUUUUGUUGUUGUUACGCUAUUUAAUUUUGCAAUGGAUUCUGUUCCCACUCGUGCAGCGUUUUUCAAGAAACUUGGCGAAGAUGAAUUAAAAAUAGAGGAACAAUAUGAAAUUUGGUUGCUGGCACUUGAAAAGAUUGUUGCUAGACUAGUUGAAUUUUAUAUACAAGGUGGUCACGACAAAGGAUUUUAG
Diversispora eburnea is the source of this 597-nucleotide messenger RNA. The record is from the annotation of a GenBank genome assembly. Lineage: Eukaryota; Fungi; Glomeromycota; Glomeromycetes; Diversisporales; Diversisporaceae.